Messenger RNA from Penicillium cinerascens, 963 nucleotides. RefSeq lists its product as uncharacterized. The record is from RefSeq and is a predicted model, not a curated record. The transcript has 5 exons. The coding region runs from base 1 to 963 and encodes 320 amino acids. NCBI's taxonomy places the organism in Eukaryota, Fungi, Ascomycota, Eurotiomycetes, Eurotiales, Aspergillaceae.
AUGAAGUUUACCGGAUUCGCUGCUUCCCUUGCCUUGGCCGGCCUUGUCUCCGCUGCCGCCCUCCCUCAAGUUCCCGGAAUCAAUGGCGGAAUCGAUGGCGCGGUUACAGGUAUGGAGGCUGCUGCCGAAGGCACCCUUGCCGGCCUUACCAGUACCGCCAAGCGCCAGCUUGGCGGUCUCUAUCCCGUCACCGAGGGCACCGGCAGUACUCUGAAUGGUGCUACUGGUAUCGUUGGUGGCGCCGUCGGUACUGCCGGAACCACCGUCGACGGUGCUGCUGGUACCGCUGAGAACACUGUUGCCGACACUGCUGGAGCCUUGAAGAGACGCCAGCUUGAUGCUCUCUAUCCUCUUACUGACGGCACCGGCAGCACUCUGAACGGUGUUACUGGUGUCGCCGGGAGCGCUGUCGGCACUAGCGAGAGCACUGUUGCUGGUGCCGCUGGCACUGUUGAGGACGUGGCCACUGGUACACUUGGCCAUGUCAAGGCUCGACAGUUCGACGCUCUCAGCCCCGUCACCGACGCCACUGGUAGCAGCAUGAACGGGGUUACUGGUCUCACCGGCAGCGCUGUCGGCACUGCUGAGUCCACCGCUGGCGGCGCUGCUGGCACUGCUGAGAACGUCGUUGCCAACACUGUUGGUGGUGUUAAGGCUCGCCAGCAGCUCGACACUCCCGACGCCCUCGCCGUUGCUGAAGCCACUAUUGGUUCCCUCGAGCGUCGCCAGGAUGAUCUUCCCAUUGCCGAUGUCCUUCAUGAGCGCCAGCUUGGAAACCUUCCCGCCAGUCUCGAUCAGACCGUCCAGUUUGCUCUCAUCGGUCUCUCUGGCAACCCAACCGGCCUCUAUGGUGCCCUCAACAACCUGCGCACCAUCGUCAACGCCGGUGAUAUCUCCCACGAGAACCUCACCAACAUGCCCCAGGCCAUCCAAGACGUCAUCGCCCACCUUUCCACCGCAUAA